Messenger RNA from Sugiyamaella lignohabitans, 753 nucleotides. It is a transcript of the gene FSH3, whose product is annotated as Fsh3p. The transcript has a single exon. The record is from RefSeq and is a predicted model, not a curated record. Gene Ontology annotation, cellular component: cytoplasm; nucleus. The coding region runs from base 1 to 753 and encodes 250 amino acids. Lineage: Eukaryota; Fungi; Ascomycota; Dipodascomycetes; Dipodascales; Trichomonascaceae.
AUGUCACAAAAAAUCCUAUGUUUACAUGGCUUCACUCAGAACGGCCCACUCUUUGCUAGAAAAGUGUCAGCUGUGCGAAAAACUCUUCAAAAAGCCGGUUUCGAAACCGUUUUUCUAACUGCUCCGGUGAAACUGGAAAUCGCAGACCUUCCUUUUGAACCAACAAAUGUCGCUUCUCUUGGUGGUUCAGACGAUAGUAUGAGAUCAUGGUGGCCCAACAGUGACUCGAAUCCUAAUCACUAUAAACUGGAUCAAGCUUUCGAGGCCAUAAAACAGUCCAUUAUCGAAGACGGACCAUAUGUUGGCGUCCUCGGGUUCUCUCAGGGAGCUGCUCUAGCUGGUGUCCUGUGUCAACAUAUUCAUAAACUACACGAAACCCAGCCAGUUUUGAAGUUUGGUAUAUUCUAUUCCGGCUUCCGAAUCAUGAGACCCGAACAUCAGCAUUUCUACAAUGAACUGAUAUCCGUCCCCACUCUGCAUAUUCUUGGAUCUCUAGACACUGUUGUAUCAGAAGAGCGCUCUAUGGCUCUGUAUAAUUCCUGCAGCGACAACACCAGAACUCUGCUUCACCACCCUGGUGGCCAUUUUGUUCCUAACUCGAAAGACUUCGUGACCCGUGUUGUAGAAAUGGUAGUCUCCUCCACCAGCUCCAGUCCGCCAGCUACCGAACCUGACGUUGUCAAUGAAAAGAUCUCAGAAACAUCACAGCCAUCAGACGACUGGAGCGCUUUUGAUACCAUCGGACGAGCAUAG